AAUUUCUUUCUAGUUUUAUUGUGUCCGAAUAACUGUAAACAUCUAGGUAAACAUUAACUUAUAGUUUUUACUUAUGCGGUACCGGAUCAGGCAGAAACAUGGAUUAUGCAAAAAUUUGUCGUCUUUGUUGUGAUAGUAAUUGCCGGUUAUAUCCUAUUCAUGAAGCGCAUGAUGGUUAUUCAAUGAAACAAAUCUUUAGCAACAUUCUUCAACUGGAGCUCUCGGCUGACGAUGAUUUACCGCAACAAAUUUGUGAAUUGUGUCUUACUACACUGGUCAAAAUGCAUGAAACCAUAGAGGCUUUUCGUGAAAACGAAAGCAUGCUACGAUUGCAAAAAUGCGGUGAAUUCGUGCAGGUUGACGUUGAAGAGGAGGUUCUCGAACACGAAAAUGCGGUUCAAGAUCGAGCAAAUGAACUGUGCGUAUUCGACUACACAUUCAUGUGGUUUAUGAAAGUAAAAGUUCUCUUAAUCAUUGUUAUGGGGGCGGGUAUAGCGUGAUGGGUGAUGGCUAAGCCCACCUGGGUACGAUUCUCAACUCUGCACAUAGGGCAAGUUGAUGUCACCGGAGAGGACAACAAAAGUGACUUUGAACCAGACAACGAAGAGUUGUUACUAUCCGAUAGCGAAGAUCUGUCAGAAGUAGAGGAAAAAUAUGCCAAAAAGCAACGUUUAAAGUUAAAAGAAAAGCGAGUGAAUGGCGCACCGAAACGGAAAUGCGGGCGUCCCAGAACCCGUUUUGAAGACCCAAAUCGUCCCCGAGUAAACGAUUUUAAAUGCUAUAUUUGUAAAAGCAAUUCAUUUGGUACGCCUGAGGCUUUACUUUUUCAUCUCGAUUCUCACUUGGAUAAACUGCCUUACACUUGUGCGGCUUGCGUUGUGGAGACGGUAGUCAUAAAUAAAGUGACGACGCUCAAUAUUCAUAUGAGAAUGCACGAGAAUCCCCAUAAAUGCCCCCAUUGUGACCGGCGAUAUAGCAAAAUACGGGCCAUCGAAGCUCAUAUAAAUACGUACCACCUGGGCGAAAACGCUCCAUGUCCAACGACAUGUGAUCAGUGCGGUAAAGUUUGUUCCUCCGUUACUUCACUGAAACAUCAUCAAAGAUUACACACUAACGGAUUUGCUUGUGAAAUUUGUGGUAAAUUAUGCCACGGGAAGCAUAAACUCAGAAAGCAUAUCGAAUUGACUCAUGAGAAAGUAAAAAAGUUUGAAUGCCAUUUGUGUCAUAAAAUGCUCUCAACUCUGGCUGCUGUGCAGGCUCAUAUCAAGAUAAUGCAUUCUACGAAGGAGGUGAAGUGCAAACACUGUGAUAAAAGCUACUCUUCAGAACUAUCUCUUCGUUACCAUCUGAAGAAACACGAACAGCAUCCAGAUGUAAAAUUUUCGAGUGAUUGGAAAAAAUACUACGAAAUCGUAGAAUCUGAAGAUGGCACCAAACUAAAAAAAUGCAAUUUAUGUGGAACCGUAUGUAAAGCCAUUGCGCGACAUAUGCAUUCGGUCCAUUUCCCUACAGAGUAUCGAUGCGAUCAGUGCGAUACGGUAUUCAAGGAUAAAAAAGCAUACGAGAUUCACGUUUGGGUACAUGAGCAUGGUAAGGCCUACGAAUGCCCGAUAUGUGGCAAGAAAACUUCCGAAAAAAGGAAUUUAAUUGCCCAUUUGAAAACGAAAAAGCACCGAGAUCAUCCUUUAAGCAAAUCGCUUGACUGGCUAGACAAAUAAAGAGUUGAGGGUAGAGUGUACAGCCGGUAUAGCCGAACCUGGGAAAGUGAGAUGGAGAGUUCAUUUUAGUGGGUACACCAAAGAAACAAUACUGCAGAGAACUUAUACCGUUUGAAUAAACGUGAAAAUCGUUGAAAUAAAAAAAGACUCGUGUUAUAUUUUAACAGUUCCCUCAUCAUACACAGACCAUGUAGCCAG
Molecule: messenger RNA, 1916 nt
Organism: Malaya genurostris
Lineage: Eukaryota; Metazoa; Arthropoda; Insecta; Diptera; Culicidae
Product: zinc finger protein OZF-like
Exons: 4
Coding region: 507-1718 (403 amino acids)
Biological process (GO): regulation of transcription by RNA polymerase II
Cellular component (GO): nucleus
Molecular function (GO): RNA polymerase II cis-regulatory region sequence-specific DNA binding; DNA-binding transcription activator activity, RNA polymerase II-specific; zinc ion binding
Source: RefSeq, a predicted model, not a curated record